CGCUGUUGUCGGAUCGGACGGCUCACUGCGCUCGUCGCGACGAACGAGGCAAGGUGGUCGUCGGAAACCGGUCCCCUCCCCGAGAGCGCGCGCGAUCACCAGCGGAGGAACGAGCGAAGCAGUGCGACCGAGAGAGGCUCCUCUGCCAAACGCGGCAGCAGUGCGCGAAACACGUUGCCUCGGAGCGCGCAAACGGGCAGGUCUUGCUUCUCCGAGAGUGCGGCCCUCCCUGGUGGCCCGCUGGCCCAGCGCCGGUCCCCGAAGUAACGGAAAGAAAAGAACAAGAAGGAAGGAAGGAAUGUCCGCCGAGGCGGCCUCCGCUGCCAGCGCGGAAGUCGCGCGGCCGGGAUCAUGAUCAUGCCGGCGACGCCGAUUUCGUCCUCUGGUUCGGCGCGUGCGCCCUGUCAUCAACUGACACGCCGCCGCUGCUGGAAAUGGUAGCCGCUGAACAGGAAUACCGGUCACAACAGCGACGUGAUGGAAAUUCCAUGGACGACGCUAAUCAUCACCGGCGGCUGUCUGUGGAUCAGCGGAGCCUUGGUCUCGGCGAACACUGCCAAGUACUACACCUCAGUCACUCCCUGGAAACAAUGGACUAUUGGAAGGAGGCCAUGCGAAGGCGUGCAAGGCGAAACAGGACUUUGCAUGUUCAAUUGGGAAUGCAUACGCCAGGAAGGCACAAUGCUGUCCGCCUGCAUGGACGGCUUUCUGCUUGGUGCCUGUUGCAAGCUUCCUGACGAAGCAAACGUCACAACUUCUGCAUGGACUGAGGCGAGCACGUACACGACUGAGGACUUGUCCAAGGUCAAUAGCGUCGUCACAGUCGACGCUAGCACAUUGCCGUCUCCUUCUGACACACACCCCGAAGCAUCGCGACUUCCUCCCAGCACGACGACUACUGAAGCACCCACGACAGUCAGCGUGAGCCCAACGACAGUUUUGUCGAGACCCAGGCCGACGACGCUGUGGCCCGUCAUCAGGCUGCCCUCAACUGUGAAGCGGCCGGUCGUCGUGCGUCCAACGCAGCAACCGCAAGCGACGACUUUGACCAAUCACCACAAGCCACCGAGCAUCACUGCACCGGCCGUGACCACAUGGAUGACGACGCGGCCCAACGUACUGUUCACGCCAACUAAACUGGCCCUGCGCCCUUCGCCAUUCGUUCCUACAACAAUGUACGUACAGCGACCCUCACUGCAAGCUGUACUCGCAAGUACUCCCAUAGGGAUGCUCAGUUCUCUCAUAACGAGGCCUUUCUUGCGGCCAGUAACAAUGGCCAUGAAGAUGCGUCCUACGGUUGCCACAUUAAAGCCAGCCAAGAAAACUACCGUGGUGAGCACUCAGUCCGACGCAGCGACCACGCCAACGCAAGAGGAAACAUCUACGGCUGGCCAGACAACAGCUUCGCGACCUACGCCAACGAAAAAGUACGUAACAUUCUCCGAAACACCGUCGCAAACCACGACAGCACAAAAGUAUGUUUCUCCUAUCGCUGCCUCAUCGUCGACAACGCCGUCGCAAACGUACGCAGCUACCACUGAAUCCAUGUUCCAAACUGCUUCGACUAACGAAUACGAGCCACCUACUGCGAUCUUGCUGCAUUCUACUACCCCUCAGAAGUACGGGUACUCGUCAACUCACUAUUCGCCAUCUCAGUCCUCGUUUCACACAGUGCCAUCCACCCCAGGGCAAUCCCAUGCUGUCAGCCGACUUCCACCAUCAACACUGAACGACCUUUCGGAUCUCGACGCUGAAGUAAAGACUCCGGGAUAUCACACGACCCUUGGUAUGCUUUUGCCCACGGAAAGCGGAAACGCGCACACAACGCACCAUCCCGAGUUCGUUGAUCUCACAGAGACGACUACAACGCAACCGCCGCCGACGAACGUGAUGGAAUACACGUUAGACUUCGACGUCGAAGAUCGACCAACAGUGACAGAGCACGUAUACGGUACCACAACUGGCCAGACGUUCGGAGAGGUCACAGACGUCACCGUUUCUAACGUCGCCUCGGCAGUCGUCUCGGCUUCCACGGAACCCUUCUCUACGCCGCGUCCGUCCACGACUACGAAGAAGCUGAAAACGCGCUCUCCAACGAUGACUCCCCAAACAAAGGCUCGACCUUCGACGGCGGUCUCCAAACCCAGCCAGACCAAGCCACGCCCGCCACCGUCCCCGACGACUAUUUCCAACGACAUACAGCACAUGACCUAUCCUUCCAAAGCCACGCUUUGGCCAUCGACAGUCUUCAAAAUUCCGCUGAGGACAACACUCGCUGCAAGGCCGUCGACAAGCACGCUCUUUGCAGGCACAGUCACUCUGCCAAUGUCAACAACUCAUGCCCACCUCACGUUAACUACACCUCAAACGACGACCACGCUGCCGAAGCGCACAAAGAAGCCAACGACGACGACGACGGCAAUGAGAGAACCGAUACCCGUGAGAACGACAAUGGCGAUGACAGCGGCGACCAAGCCGAAAAGUACCCCGAAGCCCACGAAGCCCGUCCUCCCCAUGCCGGCUCGUCCUGCAAAGCCCACAAAGGCACCGCUGCCCACCAAAUCUCCGACAAAAAAGACUACCCAGAAGCCGCCGUCCAAGAUGCCGCCGCCCUCAAGCACAUUUACGCAUUCCUCAACAAUGAGCGUGGCGACGACGACGGAGCCCGUCGCGAACGGCACGGAUCUGCCGACGUCGACGAGCAGUAAGCAGUGGGAUUACCGGAAACACUGCGGAGUCAGGCCGCUACAUCCCCAGGGCCGGAUCGUCGGCGGAAGGAACUCGUUCAUCGGUGAAUGGCCGUGGCAAGUGCUCGUGAAGGAAGCUACGUGGCUGGGCCUGUUCAUAAAGAAUAAGUGCGGCGGCGUGUUGAUCAGCGACAAGUACGCUCUAACCGCAGCCCACUGCCAGCCGGGGUUCCUGUCUUCGCUGCUGGUGAUCCUGGGCGCGCAUGACCUGUCCGGGGACAUCGGCCGCUUCAAGCCGGUCUCCAUUCCCGUACGGCGCAUGAUCGUGCAUCGCCGAUACAACCCGGCCACCUUCGAGAACGACCUGGCCCUUCUAGAACUGGAGCGACCGGUCGUGUUCCAGCCGCACAUUGUGCCCAUCUGCCUGCCUGGAAGGAACGAGGACUUCACGGGAAGGACUUCUUUCGUCACAGGAUGGGGAAAGCUGUCGCACGGUGGGACGGUGCCGAACGUGCUGCAGUACGUGCAGGUGCCGAUACUGAGCAACGAGAAGUGCCAGAAGAUGUUCCAGCUGGCCGGACAUAUCAAGUCCAUCAGAGAGAACUUCGUCUGCGCUGGCUACGACGGAGGCAAUCGAGACUCCUGCGAGGGCGACUCGGGCGGUCCGCUGACACUGCUUCGGGACGACGGUCGCUGGGUGUUGGUGGGCACUGUGUCGCACGGGAUUCGUUGCGCCGAGCCCAACAUGCCGGGCGUCUACAUGCGCACCUCAGCGUACCGCGCCUGGAUCGACAGUGUCACCGGACAGAGGUCCUGACAGGCGCGGAUUCUUCAUCAGACCCUUCCGCCAUCUUAGCAGGAAGCGUCGCGUGAACGCCUCCUCCAUUCCUUCUGUGCUGCGGCAGGUCCACCGUGUCGACGCUUUCCGGUCGUUGGAUCUGUCGCAAUGAGGAAGUUCGCGAGGAUGGUGGUGGCUCUAGGCAAGACGAGCAGGACUUGCAACAAUCAUCCCGACAAUCAUCCCGUUCGAAGAACAUCCACAACCAUCUCGGAAACUCCAUCAUCGCGGCUGUUCAUAACAGGUGCCUUCUCUAUCGAUUCUGGGCAAAGCCUUCUUGACAACUUCAACUCGGAAGAACCUUUGCUGAAGGCGGGCAUGAGUGAAAUCAAUGGAAGCAGAAGACGUUAAGAGUUAAUCGCCGUGACUUAGCUAUGAAAAUAAGAAAGGUGGUCACUGAACAAUAAGGGUGGAGGCCCUUGUUUGAUUGACUGACUGCGUAUUUUUGCGCGUGUUGUGUGCGGCCUGCUUCACAUGCACUAAGGAGCUGCGGCGACAAGACUUCGUAAGAUAUGCCUUCCGUUCACCGGGGUUCUGAAAUUCAUGAUUUUAGCGGCAGCGGACGACCUGAAACUAGAUAAUGUCUCAUUUUUUUUAUUUAUUGGACUUAAGUAUUUAUUUUGACCGAGGACAAUCUGAUGUGGUAUUGAUGUCAACACAAUAAAGGCAUAAAA
Molecule: messenger RNA, 4199 nt
Organism: Rhipicephalus sanguineus (brown dog tick)
Lineage: Eukaryota; Metazoa; Arthropoda; Arachnida; Ixodida; Ixodidae
Product: serine proteinase stubble
Exons: 8
Coding region: 478-3504 (1008 amino acids)
Biological process (GO): proteolysis
Molecular function (GO): serine-type endopeptidase activity
Source: RefSeq, a predicted model, not a curated record